AUGAGUAUGGAUAAUAAAGUAUUUGGUUUAAUUAAAAUGACAACAACAAUAAAAAUAAAACGCUCAGACGGGCGCAUUCAUUUAGCUAAAGUUGUUCAACUAAAUGUAGAGUCAAAAUCUGUUGGUGUUGAAUGGACAGAGAACAAUGAUGUUAAAGGCAAAGAAAUAUUGUUAGAUUUAGUUUAUGAACUAAAUCCCGAAUUACGUUCAGUCGACGAGAAAACACUAUCUCAAAUGUCAUCACAACAACAACAAUCAACAACAGUUCGUCCAACGGCUGCUGUUCAACUAUUAGUAGAUAAUAUUCAUGAUCGAAUGACAACAAAAUUAGUUAAUAAUAUCAAUAAGACAGCGAUUACUUCUGAUAACAAUGAUGUUCAAACUCGUUUAACACUGGAUAUUGACACAUUUGAACGUGAAUAUUCUAGACCACCCCCAACAUUACCCGUUCAACUAUUGCAACCCAAAAAUAGUGCUCAAAGCUCAGCAUCUGUACCAAUGGCAUCUUCAGUUUUAAAUAGACAACAAUCCACAAUAGCAGUUCGAUCAAUUCGUCGUCCACAAAUGAAACCAAUUUCUUCAGCCACAACAACCGCAUCAUCUUUUGCAUCGACACCCACGAAUCCGACUCCUCCAUCUCCAGUGCCAGAUCCUGUUGGACAACCAACAAAUAGAACAAAUAAUAAACAACCAAAUGAAAGACGUUUAAGUCGAUUACAUGUUGUACAACCCCCGGCAACAGUUAUUGAACAACAAACAAUCCAGAAUACAGUUGGUUACAAUGGACCAUUCGGACAAAUGAUACUCGAUUAUCGUUCAACUUUAUCCUAUACAGCGAUCACAAAUUUGGAGUAUAUUGAAAAAGAUCUACGCAUUUGUGUUUGUGUUCGAAAACGACCAAUUAAUAAAAAAGAAAUUGCUCGAAAAGAUAAUGAUGUUAUAACAAUACCAAAUAAAGAUCAUUGUCUUGUACAUGUACCAAAAACAAAAGUUGAUUUAACAAAAUUUUUAGACAAUCAAACAUUUAAAUUUGAUUUUGCCUUUGAUGAAAAAUCGACAAAUGAAUUGGUUUAUCGUUAUACAGCACAACCAUUAAUUGAAACUAUUUUCGAUGGUGGAAACGCGACUGUAUUUGCGUACGGACAAACUGGAAGUGGUAAAACAUUUACGAUGGGUUGUGAUCUGUCGUGUAAAACAGCCGAUUAUAGUCAUGGUAUAUAUGCGCAAACGACACGUGAUAUAUUUCAACGAUAUGAAAAACGUUUUAAACAACAGAUCGAUAUAUACUGUACAUUUUUUGAAAUUUAUUGUGGAAAAGUGUACGAUUUAUUAAACAAUAAAAAGCGUUUACGCGUUCUUGAAGAUCAAAAAGGUCUCGUGCAAAUAUGUGAUCGUAAAGAACAACAUGUUAAAACUGUUCAAGAUGUUUUGGCUAUUAUUCAACUUGGCAUGAAUAUACGUACAAGUGGACAAACAGCAGCAAAUUUUAAUUCAUCUCGUAGUCAUGCUGUAUUACAAAUCAUAUUGAAAGCAUCUCAACCAACAACAUCGAUGACAAAAAAUGGACAAUGUAAACGUUAUAUAAAAGAGAUUGGAAAAAUGUCAUUAAUUGAUUUAGCUGGUAGUGAACGAGGAAAAGAUACGGCAUCUGGUGAUAGAUUACAACGAAUGGAAGGAAGUGAAAUUAAUAAAUCAUUAUUAGCAUUAAAAGAAUGUAUUCGAGCAUUAGGAAGAGGAGAUGAAAAAAGUCAUCAUGUUCCGUUUCGUGGUUCAACUUUAACAAAAGUACUACGUGAUUCAUUUAUUGGUGAAAAAUCAAAAGUAUGCAUGAUUGCAAUGAUUAGUCCAUCAAAUAUGGAUGUUGAAAAUACAAUGAAUACAUUACGUUAUGCUGAUAGAGUAAAAGAAUUACGAACAGAUGAUGUUAAAACAAAAAAUGGUAACAUUGAUGAACAAAUUGGUGAAUUGAAUCCAGCAGAUGACAAAGAAAACGGUUUUGGUUAUGAUGAAGACAAUUGUGACAUGGAUACUGAGCUAGAUGAAGCAAUGCAAAGUUAUACAAACGCCAUUGAACAUGUACAACAAUAUGAAGAAGAAGUAUUUGAUUGUUGUCAAGAGGUAUUAAAAUGUGAUGAUUUAAAUAAAAAUGAUUUACGUAAUAUUUAUGAACAAACGUUGCAUGUUGAUUACGAUCAAGAAAAAUUUAUUCAACAACUCAAACAACAUGUCAUAAAACGUCAACAACAAUUAAAUGAAUUAAAAGUUAAAACGGAGCAAUUUGAACAAUAUCUAAAUCAAGAAGAAUGUUCUAGUCAACAAUUGAUUAACAAAAAAAAUAAACAAUCAAAGUAA
Didymodactylos carnosus is the source of this 2352-nucleotide messenger RNA. Lineage: Eukaryota; Metazoa; Rotifera; Eurotatoria; Philodinida; Philodinidae. The record is from the annotation of a GenBank genome assembly.